This is a messenger RNA of Eutrema salsugineum, 1381 nucleotides long. RefSeq names its product protein APEM9. Lineage: Eukaryota; Viridiplantae; Streptophyta; Magnoliopsida; Brassicales; Brassicaceae. The record is from RefSeq and is a predicted model, not a curated record. Gene Ontology annotation, biological process: peroxisomal membrane transport. The coding region runs from base 120 to 1130 and encodes 336 amino acids. The transcript is spliced from 6 exons.
GUUGUUGUUAAAUCAUCAUCUUCUCUUUUACGAGCAUAACUGAUCUCCUCGCUUACGAGUUUUCAUUUUGAAAUUUAUUUCUUAGCUUUGUAUGAUCAUCUUCUUCCAACACUUCUGACAUGGAGGCAACUGGUAUUUGGGGAGAAAUUGAACGUUCUGAGAGUUACCUCGUCUGCUCUAUGUACGAAGACGCCGAGUCAUUAUCUUCCUCCAUACUGAAAAGAAUGUUUGGCAACAUUGAUGUUUUAUCUGAGGAAGCUCUUGGUGAUCAUCAGUUUAAUGACAUGUUGGAAUCUCUUGGCAUGGUUUUAGUCCAAUCCUUGCAUGGACUCGGCAGAGCAGCUGAGAUUGUAAAGGAAUUAAGACAAGUGUUUGGCGAAAUUGUGGCUAUUCCUGUUCAAGUUCUUCUCACUGGAAUUUGCCUUCAAAUAUCAAACGGUUCCUACUCGGGUGUACGUGAGAUUCUGGAAGAGUUCUUUAGCAUAUGGGUUUACAAGGACACCCACUACAUUCUUAAUGAUGCUGGAUUAAGUGCAAAGGGAUUCCAUGGGAAAACGCAUUUGGAUAUUGAUGAGUACAUGGAAGUUGUGGAGCUGUAUACCUUUGGAAUUCUUGGAAAUGUUUCAGACGACAUGGGCCUAGCUAUUUCAUGGGUUGAGAAGGCUGCACUACCCGAGGAAAGACGACAGGGGCUUUUGAGAAGAUUGGAUUCUUUACUUUCUCUCAAAACAGCAAAUGUUCCAGAGUCGAAUUCUUUUGAGGAAGAUUCCAAGGAUUCUUCUUAUUCUGUAGUGAACAACUGGUCUUUGGCUAAUGAAAAGAAGGAUGACAUUGAAUCCGUCCUGAAACUCUCUAAACAACAUGAACGAUCGUCGCUUUGGUCAUCCCACUCUUUAAGCCUCAAGCUUGGUAAUACCCAGUAUAGCCUAUCCAAGCGAAAGGUUGCCAUAAGCCUUGCUGGAGUAAUCAUCUUUUAUGCUUUGAAGAGAAAACGGGCUGCUUUCAUACGGAUCAUUCGCAGACAAAUGGAGUCCACGAAAAAAGCAUUUGUGGAUUUUUGGAAGCUUGCAUUUUCAUACCAAGUGAACCCUCUCGCAGCUAUUCAAUCCAUACCAAGCACCGCAACAUGAGGCAAUAGGUGCACAAUUCCACAGUCUAGAAUUUGGAUCAAAUACCUGAUUUUGCAUUGAAAAUUUAGCUGCAUCCCUUUUUAGUUUCUAGCUCGGGCUUUAUCACACCAUAUACUUGGUUACUCAAAAGUGUGUUGUAUAAUCAGAUCCAUUCUCAGUUUUGUGUGAAAAUGUUAAAGCAACAGUAGCCUAUGUGUUGGCGCUCAUUUGAAUAAAACUGAAGAUUAUACUAAUGGAAUAGUCUCGAAUAU